AUUAGCAGGAUAAACCAGCUCCAUCACUGCAAUGGGGGAUUAUUAUGAAAUUUUGAAAUAUCCGAUGAGAGGGAUUUCUCUGGUCUUCUUCUACCUGACCUUGAUCCUCAGUGUUCCUGGAAAUGCCUUUGUCCUGUAUGUUGCUGGAUUGAAGAUGAAGAGGACUGUUAAUACAGUAGGGUUUAUAAAUCUAGCGGUUGCCGACCUCUUGUGCUGCCUUCUCACUCUUUACUAUGUGAUUGAGAGUGAUUUUGAUGAUUACUGGCCAUACGGAUCCACAACGUGCAAGCUUUUCCACUUCGUAUUGCUCAUCACCAUGUUUGCAAGUGUUUUCACCUUGAACUUGAUUAGUGUGGAUCGGUUUACUCAGGUGAUCACACCGGUUUGGGCUCAGAAUCAUCGUAGCUUGUUCAUUGCACGAUUGUCCUGUGCAGCGGCCUGGAUUCUGGCUUUAAUUCUCAGUCUGCCUUUUGUGAUGUCUAGAGGGAUUCACACAGAAAAUAAUAAAACAUACUGCGUGCAUUAUCAAUUUGAUCCAGCCCAUUCUGAAAUGUAUAGAAGGUUAAGUGUCACCAGAUUUGUGUUUGGCUUUUUGAUUCCUCUCAUAUGCAUAACAACAUGCUAUGGAUUCAUCGCACGCAAGCUAGGCAGGAGACAUUUUCACUCUGGACAAGCGUUUCACAUCAUGUUGGCUGUAAUUGUGGGUUUUUUUCUGUGCUGGCUGCCGUAUCACAUAGUGGAUUUGAUAAUAAUAUACGGAGGGGAACCAAUUUCCUCAGUAGGUUACGCAGUGGAUCCACUGGCCGUCUCUUUGGCCUAUUUCAACAGUUGCCUGAACCCCAUUCUGUAUGUUUUCAUGGGGCAUAAGAGCAAUGUUAAACUUUCUCUAAGACGUGUUUUUGAAAGCGUUUUCUCUGAGGAGAGAACAAAAAUGACACAAACCACCCAGUCACAGCAAACCAACUCACUGUAGAACUCAUUCAGUUUUCUGAUCGAAUUGAAAACUAUUUCAGAAUUUAUUUUCAAAAGUCAUCAAGUCAAACUCAGCAAGUCAUCUAACUUGUAUUCAUGAUUCCUGUUUUUUAAAUAUUCUGAUGAUCUGUUGGCAAUAUUUAACAUCAGCAUGAUCGAAUACUAUGCUUUAUUAUUAUUUUUUUUUUCAUUGUUAGCAUCUUAGAAAUGGCUUGUAAUAUUUCACUAAUAGCGGCAUGUGGUUUCUACGC
This is a messenger RNA of Carassius gibelio (silver crucian carp), 1223 nucleotides long. Its product is annotated as C3a anaphylatoxin chemotactic receptor-like. Gene Ontology annotation, cellular component: plasma membrane. Gene Ontology annotation, molecular function: complement component C5a receptor activity; G protein-coupled receptor activity. The record is from RefSeq and is a predicted model, not a curated record. Lineage: Eukaryota; Metazoa; Chordata; Actinopteri; Cypriniformes; Cyprinidae. The transcript has a single exon. The coding region runs from base 32 to 973 and encodes 313 amino acids. Gene Ontology annotation, biological process: inflammatory response; phospholipase C-activating G protein-coupled receptor signaling pathway; complement receptor mediated signaling pathway.